This is a messenger RNA of Notechis scutatus (mainland tiger snake), 899 nucleotides long. Lineage: Eukaryota; Metazoa; Chordata; Lepidosauria; Squamata; Elapidae. The record is from RefSeq and is a predicted model, not a curated record.
GGCCCGAAUGGCGGAUCGUCCUGGUGGGCAAAACCGGCAUGGGGAAAAGCGCGGUGGGCAACACCAUCCUGGGAAUCCCGGUCUUCGAAUCCGAGAUAUCGCCUGUCUCCCUCACCCAGACUUGCCAACGGGAGGAGGCCCUGCUGAACAGCCGGAAAGUGGUGGUGGUGGACAUGCCAGGCUUCCUCGACACGGCUCGUCCUGAGCUGAAAACCUCAGCCGAAGUGAGGAAGUGCAUCAAGUUUUGCCCCCCGGGCCCCCAUGUGGCGCGCUUGAUCAAGGAGAUCUUCACCUUGAAGGGCAAGGAUUACACGAUCAUUCUCUUCACCCACAAGGAGCAUCUGGAGGGCAAAACCCUGGAGAAGUUCAUCACCGAAGGCAAUGUGGGCCUGAAGGAGCUGGUGUACCAGUGUGGCAACCGCUUCCUGGCAUUUAACAACAAGGCUGAAGGCGCAGAGCACGAAGCUCAGGUGGGCCAGCUGAUGGCCAUGAUUGAUGCACUGGUGCAGAAGAACCGCACUGCGCCUUGCUACACAGAGGAGAUGCUCAAGGAUGACAAGGAGCAUUUUGCCAAAAACUGGGACUUUUCCUGGCUGUGUCCUUUGCUUUGAGGAGGACAGCGGCGAAACGCUCGGGCCAGCUUCCAGACGCUGCAACGGCAACUCCACGGAUCGUCUUUUGCUCGUCUCCUCCCGCUUCAGCUUUCUGCUUCCUGCUCCGGAACUCCCCCACAGGAGAGUUUCAUGGCGGAGUUUCCCUGAGCUGAUUCCGUCUCCCGAGAAGCUGGUUUCUCCACGGGGUUGAAAGGGGUCCCUCCUUCCUCCCUUCCUUUCCUCAUUGCUUCAUUCCUCCUUCCUUUCUUCUUUCCUCCCUCUUUUCCUUCCUUCCACCUUUCCUUC